GACUUCCGGAUCGCGGCUGCGCGGCUGCUCACGCGGGGACGCUUGGCCUGCUAGCGAACCAGUAAUGGUCAGCAAGACCCAGAAAGCAGACCUGGGCCCACAACUCCCAGAGAAGAAGAAAAAGAAGAAGAAGAAAAAGAGAGUGGUUGCAAAUGUCUCAGAACCAGAGACUCAAUACUCAGUCUUAAACAGUAAUGAUUAUUUUAUAGACGCUUCUCCUCCGAGGGCCACGUCCCCUUCUAACAAUGUGGAUGAGGUGCAGAUCCCCGAGAUAUCACUGAGCAAGAGAAAGAAGAAAAAAAAGUCCUGUAGCACUCACUUGGAGGAGUGCCUGGGGGCUGAGCCUACACGGGCAAGGCAGAAAAAGUCACCUAGCCCUAGAAGGCAGGCCCUUGAGCAGUCAGCAGAAGGCCUCAUCAGAGAGAAGAAAAAGAAGAGGCGGAAGUCCUUAUCAAAGGCUGCCUCCCAAGGCUCAGGGCUGAAGACCUCCCCAGACCCCAAGCAUGCCAAGGAGGUAAGCAAAGCUGGUAGGAAGUCCAAAAAACAAAGGAAGGAAAAAAAGGUUCCUGACACGGAAGCCCUUCCUCCCCAGGACGCUUGGCUCUACGAGGCUGGGGAUUCCCUGCACUCAUGCUUAGAGGGGGCAGAGGCAGAGGAACAGGCAGCCUUGGGGCAGAAAAGGAAGCAGGGGAGCCCCAGAGAUCACAACAUGAAGAAAAAGAAGAAGAAGACCCACCAGGAGGGAGACAUCCUCCUGGUCAACUCCAGGGUCUCUGUGGAGAACAGCCUGAAGAAAGGGAGUAAGAAGUCAGUCAAAAGUGAAGCUUUGGAGUUCGUUCCAAUAGACAGCCCGAAGGCCCCUGGGAAGAAGAAAGUCAAAUCCAAGAAAAAGGUGGAACAGCCAGUUGGUGAAGGGCUGGCUGUGAAAAGGAAGAAGAAGAAGAAGAAGAAGAGGAAAGAGAACGGAGUAAAGGAAGACCCCUGGCAGGAGGAAAAGGAGGAGUCAGACACAGACUUAGAGGUGGUACUGGAGAAAAAAGGCAACAUGGAUGAGACCUGCAUAGACCAGGUGAGACGGAAGGCCUUGCAAGAAGAGAUUGAUCGUGAGUCGGGCAAGACAGAGGCUUCAGAACCCAAAAAGUGGACAGUGGGUUUGUCGGUCAAGACAGAGGCUUCAGAACCCAAAAAGUGGACGGGAACCCAGUUUGGCCAGUGGGAUACUGCCGGCUUUGAAAAUGAAGAACAGAAGCUAAAAUUCCUGAAGCUUAUGGGUGGCUUUAAGCAUCUGUCCCCGUCAUUCAGCCGCCCUCCCAGCAUGACUAUCAGGUCCAACAUGGCCCUGGACAAAAAGUCUUCAGAAAUGCUCCAGCAGAGUCUGCAGCAGGACUAUGACCGGGCCAUGAGCUGGAAGUACAGCCACGGGGCUGGCCUGGGCUUUAACUCUGAGGCCCGAAAGGUCUUCUACAUUGACCGGAAUGCCUCCAAGUCUAUCAAGUUGCAAGAUUAAAUAUUAUUGUCUUGUUCUUCAAACUGCAUUUCUUGAUCAGUUGCAUCCGUCAAGUUGGCUUGAAAUAGUCACCUGCAGUUAUUGAGGACCAAUAGGAAUUGCUAAAGCCUCCUAUUUUCUAUGUUAAACAUUCCACCUCCGGGUGACAGUAUUUUAAUAGUAGCUAGCAGUUGUUGGCACGUGGAGGGUCCUGACUAUUUUCCUUGCAUUGUUACACUAAUUAUGGAAUGGGUGCUGUUCUCAUCUCUAUCAAGUUCAGGGAUAAAUAAAGUAAUUAAACGGCCUAGGGUCACCUUCCGUUAAGUGCCAUCAAGAGUACAUCACCCAGAGUCACUCAAUUAUCAGUGCAGAAAGCAAGUGAUAUGCCAUGACUUGCAAGUUUGUUUUCCUUCUCCCUUAUCAGGAGGCAGGUGUGGUGCAGCAGGCAGACGUGGCCAGUACCUCUGAGCUGGCUUCUUUCCAGCCGUCCUCCUUCCAUCUGACUGCUGUGCUUGGAUUUGAUGCUGCUGUAUUGGCUGGAUCUCAAGGCAUUUUGGACAGUAGGUAAUCCUGCGUAUGGACCCAUGACAGAUUCUCAGCAGCAUGUUUUGUGUUUGUGUUCACUAGACAGAAGACCUUGGACACUUGUGUGAUGAAAUCAAACAUAUAAGGGGUGGAGAAAAAGAUACUUUGCUGCAGGCACCAUACCCUCCCACCCCUCCCUCCCAAAUCACAGCAAUCUUCAUGGAGCUCCUGAUACAGAGACCCAUGUGACAUGAUUUUCUCUCCCACCAGCUAUUGGCAGUCUGGUAUCAAGGUUCAGAGAAGGUUACUUUCCUGUUUUGGCCUGAUUUCUCACAGGCAGAAACACUGGGUGGGGAUGGAGGUGUUUGAUGCUGCACUCAGCCAGGACAUUCAUUCAUCCUUCCAGCACCGUCAUCAGUGUUGAUGCCUUCAUGCUGCUAAGAAGAUGAGAGACAAUUCCCAGCAUUCCAGAGAUGGGAGAAAACCCUCUCUACAACUAAAGAAACUUCCGGCAGUCCCUCAGGGAACCUGUGAUGGCGUCAUUCAGCUUUGUAGUUUUUCCUGUAUCAGCCCCCUUGGUAAGGAGAUGCCCCUCAGGCCAGCCAGGGAGAGGGUGAGGUGUGCAGUACUGCCAAAUGGGCAGCAGAGGUGUUGCUGUGCCCCCUACCUUGUUCCUGUCCUGUGGGCAUAGGCCAUAUGUAUGGCAAAGACCUGUUUACACCACUUUCCUGGAAUGAACUUGGCUUCUCAUCAAUUCAGCCUCAAGAUUCAGAAAAGACCACUUCCAGUCACGUCAAUGGCAGAAUUCUGCAUUUGAGUCAACUUCCAGACAAAUCUCCCUCGGCCUUGGUGAACUCUGGGAACCAUCUGCAUAACUCCAAUAGCUUGUGUUCCCCACAAGUCACAUUCCAGCCUAAGUGUCUCAGCUCAUCAAAAACUUGCACAUGGCAAUCUUACGGGUGGUAGAUGGUUUUCUAUCUUAUGUCACAUAUGCCUUGGAAGCUGUCAUCAAAGUGUGAGAGCCAGAUCUUUUUCUUAGCUGUUACACAUACCUCAGUGCUGAAAGACUUGAUUUUGUAGCUUGGUACCUCAGCGUUGACUUAGGUGCUCCACUAGCCCACCUUUCUCUAAGAAUUGAAGUCUGUAGUCUAUCUCCAAGGCACUGGAGGUAGGGUCAGUGAUCUAACACAACCUUGAACUUGACUGAUUCUCUCAGGCAUUUCUUACCAGCUUGGUGGCACUUAAGCAAUAUCCUUGUCCAACAGUCACCAAAAUCUCAUGAUUCUUAACACUUGUGCUUGAGCUGAUUUCUGUGCUAUAUCUGCUUGGGCCCAUGAGGCCCUGCCCUGAGGCUACAUGUACAACCAGACUAACCUGUGAAAAGGCUCUCUCAGACACAGGUGUCCCUGCUCUUAGUACUACUUGGGUUAUGGUAGGCAGGACACACACAUACCCAGCAGAAGGGAAAUUAAAGUCACUAAUCACAUGCUGCUAUUAUUAUUGUUGUUGUUGUUUUUUUGAGACAGGGUUUCUUUGUGUAGCCCUGAAGACCAUACCAUGCUAGCCUUAAAAGUCACAGCGAUUCACCUGUCUGCCUCCUGGAGUGCUAGGAUUAAAGGUAUACAUCACUGCUGCCUGGCUUCCAGCCACCACUGGCUAUCAGAUAGAUUUGAAAUCAGAUCCUUGAUAACCUGAGCAGGUUCUUUUCUUCACAGUUCCCUAACUGAUACGUAGCAGAAGAUUUAGUGUGGAAGACACUUGGGAAGGAAAAGGCCACAAGCCAAGAUCACAGGCAACGUACAGAAGCCAUGCAGCAUCUCUUUCCACCAGAGUACCCACAAAAGAACUUAGACAUGGGGAUACCUUGACCUAGCCCAGAGAAACCAGUGAGUUCUGACCAACAGCAGUCAAGACAGUAAAACCACAGGAAGUCACUGUGCUUGUAAUUUCUUAAAGGAAUAAGAACCAGGAAUCACUCACAGAUGGACAUGAGGCAUCCUGUUUUUCAUUUCCUAAAAGUCUCUUUACAUGUCCUUCUCAGGGGAAGUAGAUGCUGUUUGUGGAGGCGGGCUUCAAAGACUGGACUGUCAGUAACACUUCUGCCCAGGUCAGCAGACUGUUGCAGGAGCCCCGUGGUAUGUGUACCCAGUGUGAGGAUAAGCCGAGGUUAACACAAGCAGUGGGAAUUCCCCAGGCCAGUGUAAGCUGCUUAUGCUGUUAUCCUGGGCAGCCUUGAGGCAGGAGAGUAACGUACAAAGGAUUAUUUAUGAAUUUGCCAGUUAUUUUUGAAAGAAUUAGCAUCACAGUGAAAGUGACAUAAAAUAAUUUUAGUAGAAACAGUUUGGUGAAAUAAAGGCCAUUUGGGAGUAUUUGAACAGCACCAUAGUGCAUUCUGGGUUCUGGCAUGUUCACAGCAGGAGGAAAGGCAUUUUUUAGCAUCUGGUUUUUGUUUUUGAGACUGGGGCUCAUAUAUCCCAGACCAGCUUCAAACAUGUAACUGGGGACCUUGAUCAGAUCUUGAUCCUCCUGUCUCUACCUCCUAACUACUGCCGUUCUAGGUCUGCACCUUGGCACUCUGUCUUAUGUGGGGUCUUGUGUCUGCCAGGCAAGCAUUCCACUGACUGAGCCAUAUCCUUCGCCUCAUCUGCUCAUUUUUGGUUUGGUUUUUGUUUUAAGAAAUUGUAUCAAUUCCUUGGGCUGGAGGGUAUUCUCAUCAGAUUGGCCCCAAAUGUAUAUACAACAGUAACCCUGCUCUUUGUUGUUGUUGUUUUGUUUUGUUUGUUUUUUCGAGACAGGGUUUCUCUGUGUAGCCCUGACUGUCCUGGAACUCACUCUGUAGACCAACCUGACCUUGAACUCAGAAAUCCACCUGCCUCUGCCUCUGCCUCCCAAGUGCUGGGAUUAAAGGCGUGCACCGCCACCACCUGGCUGUAACUCUGCUCUUAAACUAGUAAAGACACAAGCUGUGUGUGUAUGUGUGUGUGAGACUUAAUAACUUCUACUUUCUGAGGUUAGUCAUGUAUAGUAUUUCAGAUAAAUAAAAUCCAUGCCUAAAGCACAAA
Molecule: messenger RNA, 5073 nt
Organism: Mus musculus (house mouse)
Lineage: Eukaryota; Metazoa; Chordata; Mammalia; Rodentia; Muridae
Gene: Knop1
Product: lysine rich nucleolar protein 1
Exons: 5
Coding region: 65-1507 (480 amino acids)
Cellular component (GO): nucleolus
Source: RefSeq, marked validated